Messenger RNA from Canis lupus familiaris (dog), 2042 nucleotides. It is a transcript of the gene TEX47, whose product is annotated as testis expressed 47. The coding region runs from base 178 to 939 and encodes 253 amino acids. The transcript has 5 exons. The record is from RefSeq and is a predicted model, not a curated record. Lineage: Eukaryota; Metazoa; Chordata; Mammalia; Carnivora; Canidae.
AGAACACACAGGACAGCUGGCAGCACCCAGGACACUGGCAGUUGGAAAAGUGAUGGAGAAUAAGUGGAACCUCGAGGACAGAAAUACAAGAGUUCACCCCUGAAGAGAUGUCCUUAUAAUGUAAACAUUGUGAUAGGCUAAAACUGAAGUCAUCUGGAAGAACAAAUAGGACCCAUCAUGGCUUUCCCAGGCCAUAUCCAAAAGACCAACAAAAGGACUUUUCCAGUGGAAUCGCUUCUAAUGCCACAAAUUCCACGUGGCAAUUACUUUCAUCUUCAGGAAGAGAAGCAAAGACUACAGCUAAAGAAAUUCCUUCUUCAUAGGAUGUUUCUAGUGGCCACAAUAACACCGAAUACAGAAAAAAAAGAUAUUUCUGACUAUUAUGAGCAAGUGUUUCAGUCAAUUUUAAAACAUCACCUAGGAGAAGCAGUGACAGGGUUUUUGCUCGUAUAUCCUACUUCUAUUCUGCAUAUCCUUGAGACCUCCAGUGGUACCCUUUACCGAAUUCUUUUGGAUUAUCUUAACCAUAAACAGAAUGAAACAGAAUUUUUUAUCCAACGAAUGAAAAUUAUAGUUGCAUCCCAUAACAUCCCAACAAGACUUUUCAUGCAAUGGCAUGUUUCAGUAAUGAAAGUUCCAGUCAUGUAUCUUGAUGAUGUGACACAGACACAGUCCCUAGAGGAGGUCAUCACAGAGUUUCUCACUCAGACUCAUAAACUGGCACUCCACCUUUUAAAGACUGUUAAAGUGGGUGCUAAAGGACCAGGGGAUAACUUGCACCAAAUUGCACCUGAACUGCUCAUCCCUGAACAAAUAAUAAAGUACUUGUGCAAAUCUGAACAAUUCAUGGAUCCAGAAACUUUCACAGACAUGUAUAAUAAGCCCAUACAUGUCACUUUGGAUUCUGAUGUGAUAUGGCCUGCUCCCACCUAUUUCUAGGAUUGAGAGAGAUGUGGUCGAUGUGGUCCAAUCUCUCAAGGAAUUGAUGCUACUUAAAGAAAAGGAAAGUAUUUCUAAAGCUACUUCUCUCUUUCAAAAAGAAAGGACCAGAACACCACAAUAGACACGAAGCAACAAUUCUUGAGCACAUACUCUGUUCCAGCCAAAAUCAAAAUGACAAAAUGAAAAGAACAUUGAGGAUGGAAAGCAGUAUGCUAUUUUUUUCAUAUCAAGUCUCCAAAAGAAGAGAGAUGCAACACAGAAGACAUUUGCAUGUGUUCACUUUGAAGAUAGGAGCUGAAUUUCACUCCAGGAUUUCCAGUUUCCUGAUCUGUGGAGACUGUUUGGGGAGGCCGAGAUUUGGGAUUUGCGUGGGACGUCCGAGCGCCCACGGCCCUCCCCGUCAGCCCUCGGUGGGGCUUCUUAACCGACGUCGGAUCCUUUACUGUGAAUAGAGCCACCCGGGAGCGAGCUGCGCUGGGAACCAAUGACGCGCGCACGAACGCGUCCUGGAAAGAGGAGGAACUAGGAGGCCAGGUCUGUGCCCUGUGCAGGGGGAAGAGGAAGGGUGACCUCCUUCCCCUCUCGCCCGGGGGGACUGGACUUAAUGCAAGGUUAAAGCUAAGGCUCCCCGUGCCCUCCCCAGUUUUCUCCUCUUCUGUCUCCCACAUGCUCCACUGGCUUCCUGGAUGACCCUGGGGACCUUUCACAAAUGACAGAAACAGGUCAAAGAAAACAGAUAAUUUAGUUUUUCCUAUUCAGGCAACUCCUAAAACUCUCAAGAAAAAAAAAAAUGCCAUUAAUAUCAUUUUUGUGACCACCCCAUGAAGACCUGACUUUUUUGUUUACAUGAUUACAAUAGUUUAUAUCCUUAAUGUUUUAUUAAAUACGUGGAUGUGUUUCUCACCUUGAAGGUUUCAGAUAGUCUUUCUAGAAGUGUUAAUGUGAGGCAAAAUGCCAAUUCCUUGCAAACUCUGAAUUGAAAAUUAACUCAGGCUGACACGGCGCAAGACAAAUCUUGUAGAACUGUUUAUUUUGUGAUUAUCUUGUUGGUAAGAACUUCUGAAAUAAAAAAUGGUAGAGCAGUAGCAAUAGAUACAACA